UUGUAUACCUUUUUUUCUUCUACUAUAUAUAAAAUAGUGAGGAGCUUCAAGAAAAACAGUUUGAAACAGAGCUAAUGAUUUCAAUGACAUAGGAAAAGUGAAAGGGAGAACUGAAAGUGGGAAAUUCUGCACAAAUAGAAAGGCAGAGGGCCAUCCUGUAUAAAUAGUCCACACUCAUGGAGAAAGGACAUUCACACUGCAAUCUCUUGAAGACCUUGCUUCAGCAUCUAGUAGGAGAGCAGCUACCCUGUUCCUCUUUUCAUCAUGACCAACAGGUACAUCCUCCAAAUCGCUCUCCUGCUGUGUGUCUCCACCACAGCUCUUUCCACGAGCUACAGCUUGCUUGGAGACCAACAAAAGCGCAGCAAUUUGGCCUGUCAGAACCUCCUGCUGCAGCUACCUGGAGCUCCUCAAGAUUGCCUCGAGGACAGGAUGAACUUCGAGGUCCCUGAGGAGAUUAAGGAACCACAGAAGUUCCGGAAGGAAGACGCCAUAUUGGUCAUCUAUGAGAUGCUCCAGCAGAUCUUAGGGAUUUUCAGAAGAAAUGUCUCGCGCACUGGCUGGACUGAGCCCAUUAUUAAGAACCUCCUUGCGGAACUCUGUGGGCAGAGAGAUCGUCUGGAGCCAAUCCUGGAGGAAAUCAUGGAGAAGGAAAACUUCACCAGGGGAUACAUGACUGUUCUUUACCUGAAGAAGUACUACUUGCAGAUCGUGCAGUACUUGAAGUCCAAGGAGUACAGCAGCUGUGCCUGGACUCAAGUGCGAGUGGAGAUCCUCAAGAACUUUUCCUUCCUUAACAGCCUUACAGGCCACCUCCAGAACUGACGAUCUGCAACCUGUGGCUCUGG
Hippopotamus amphibius kiboko is the source of this 848-nucleotide messenger RNA. Its product is annotated as interferon beta-2-like. Lineage: Eukaryota; Metazoa; Chordata; Mammalia; Artiodactyla; Hippopotamidae. Gene Ontology annotation, molecular function: type I interferon receptor binding; cytokine activity. The transcript has a single exon. Gene Ontology annotation, biological process: positive regulation of peptidyl-serine phosphorylation of STAT protein; humoral immune response; B cell proliferation. The record is from RefSeq and is a predicted model, not a curated record. The coding region runs from base 265 to 825 and encodes 186 amino acids. Gene Ontology annotation, cellular component: extracellular region.